Messenger RNA from Oikopleura dioica, 417 nucleotides. NCBI's taxonomy places the organism in Eukaryota, Metazoa, Chordata, Appendicularia, Copelata, Oikopleuridae. The record is from the annotation of a GenBank genome assembly.
AUGAGGCUCAGAUUGUCAAGGGAGAGGUUCAACGAAUUUCCACUAGCUCAGUCAAACUGGGAUCGUCUAAGCCACGUUUCGGUCGAAUACUCGGUCGCAUCCGAAUCCGGACACUCUUUACACCAAUCCCUUCAUCUAUCAAGACCGAUUCCCACGCUACAGUUGCGGCGAGAAAGAGAUAUCAGCGUUCAAAGAAGUUUAAACGUUCCCUUUAGCGACGGUGCCACACCUAGGAGAAAUGCUAGAAAUUCAGCGUAUUGGAACAAAGAUUAUAUAAACCGACCCUCCGAAGCAAAAAUGACAAAGAGGUACAGACAAUACUUCGCUGUUCCGAAGUUGAAACCGAUUUACCCGACCAAGACCCCUGUUCCUCCCCGCGAGUCGACCAUAAACUUCCUCAAACGCCUGAACUUGUGA